GUCGAUCUUCAGAGCGUGGUCGGAGUCUCAGCGUGUUGGACGAUCCCAGCUGAUUAUUUAGAGGUCUGUCUGCCUCCAGCAGCUGCCGUGUUUGUCCUGUCAGCCGCUCCUGCUCCUCUCACUCACUCCCUCACUGCUCCUGCCGCAGAUUUCCAUCAGAAUGGAGAGUUGUUCCCAGUCUACCAAUGGUGACACCAAGGCUGAAGUGACCCAUGACCUCACCGAGGAUCUGAGUCAGCAGCUGGAGGAUAUCAUCAGCACAUAUCAGGUCACCGAACAGCCAGGUGAGGCCGAGGAUGUUGAGGAAGAGGCCGUUCCAGACAAGACCAGAGACCAGAAAAUGGAGAAGAAGAUGCUGAAAGGCCUCGGGAAGGAAGCCGUGCUGCUCAUGCAGAGCCUGAAUAAACUCGGAAGCACUGAGCAGAAACUGGAGGCUCUCAUUAAAAAACACGCUGAACUGCUAGAGGAACACCGCUCGGACCAGAAACAGCUGAAGGUCCUGCAGAAGAAACUUCUCCAGGUGCUGAAGGAGAAGGAUCAGCUUCAGAGCGAACACAGCCGAGCCGUUCUGGCCCGAAGCAAACUGGAAGGCCUGUGCAGAGAGCUGCAAAGACACAACAAGACACUAAAGGAGGAAACUCUGCAGCGGUGCCGCGAAGAUGACCUGAAGCGGAAGGAAAUCACCACACAUUUCCAGAGCACCCUGACGGACAUCCAGGCCCAGAUCGAGGAGCACAGCAGCCGAAACAACAAACUGUGCCAGGAGAACAGCGACCUGGCUGAGAAACUCAAGGACCUCAUAUCUAAAUAUGACCAGCGAGAGGCGAAUCUUGAAAAAGUGUUCAAGCACAGAGACCUGCAGCAGAAACUGCUGGAGACAAAACUCUCACAGGCCAACAUGAUGCUCAGAGAAGCUCAGGAGAAACACAAGCUGGAGAAGGAACACUUACUGAAGCAGGCCGCAGAGGCCAAAAUACAGGUGAAGCUUCUGAAAGGACAAGAGACUGACAUGAAGGCUCAGCUUGCGGUGUAUUCUGAGAAGUUUGAUGAAUUCCAAGGAACAGUGUCUAAGAGUCACAAUGUGUAUGCCAGCUUCAAACAGGACAUGGACAAGAUGGCAAAGAAGAUGAAGAAGCUGGAGAAGGAGGCAGUGGCCUGGAAAUCCCGUUUUGAUGGCUGCAAUAAAUCUCUCAUUGAUAUGGUUACAGAUAAAGCGCUGAAGGAGAAGGAGUUUGAACUCAUCACCCUGAAGACACAGAAACUGGAGAACCUAUGUAGAGCACUUCAGGACGAGAGGAAGACCCUGUAUCAGAAGCUUCACGGGUCCCAACAGCCGGUUGCCGAAGACCCGGCAGCUACCGAGCCAAUCACCAACGAGGAAACUACGGAGGAAGCGGCGGUAACUAAAGAGGAAGUGAAAGUCUCAACAGAGGAUGCAGACAAGCCUCCUGCGCAAGAAGAGACGCUGCUGACCAAAGAGCUCGCCAGCCUGAAGUUGGAGAAAGCUCGGCUACAGGAACUCUCCACGGCGUUCACCAUCCAGCGCCACCUGCCGCCAGAGGCCUACGAGGACACCGAGAGCACAGGCGACGCUCGGGACGAACAACAGCUCACCUUCACAGAGGAGACCGUCACAGACACGCUGUCUGAAGAACAGCAAGACCUCAGAGACAAAGACAUGCAAUCGGUCGAUUAGACAGACUAAUCUCAGUGUCAGUUUGUCACGUUCACAAAUAAACUUUAUACAGUUCA
Puntigrus tetrazona (Sumatra barb) is the source of this 1752-nucleotide messenger RNA. It is a transcript of the gene txlnbb, whose product is annotated as taxilin beta b. Gene Ontology annotation, molecular function: syntaxin binding. The coding region runs from base 161 to 1696 and encodes 511 amino acids. The record is from RefSeq and is a predicted model, not a curated record. The transcript has 10 exons. Lineage: Eukaryota; Metazoa; Chordata; Actinopteri; Cypriniformes; Cyprinidae.